UUCUGGGGGUGUGUGCGCUCCGCGCAUGCGCAGUCCAUCAGGCUGAAGCUGUACAAGUAGGAUGCAGUGGUUGCGCUGGGUCGGUGUUAGAGCGCUGCGAUCUGGGGCAGCUGGAAGUAGGUUGCAAGAGAGGAGCUACAGUAGCAGCCAGACAAAUCCCCCUCGCCAGACACCACUGUAUGACUUUCACCGUGAGCAUGGCGGCAAGAUGGUUGAAUUUGCAGGCUGGAAGCUUCCAGUACAGUACAAAGACACACACAUUGCCUCCCAUCUCCAUACCCGCCAACACUGUUCUGUGUUUGAUGUUUCCCACAUGCUGCAGACCAAAGUCCUAGGGAAGGAUCGGAUACCCUUUAUGGAGAGCCUGGUGGUGGCAGAUAUUGGAGAGCUGAAGGAGAACCAGGGCACAUUGUCUCUCUUCACCAAUGAGAAGGGUGGUAUAAUCGAUGAUCUCAUAGUCACCAACACCUCGGAUGGGUAUCUCUAUGUAGUGUCCAACGCUGGCUGUGCUGAGAAGGACUCUGCCCACAUGCUGAAUAAGUUGCAGGAGUUCAAAGCUGCUGGGCGAGAUGUGGAUCUGGAACACAUUGAUUGUGCUCUUCUGGCAGUGCAAGGUCCCCUUUCUGCGCGCGUUCUCCAGGCUGGAAUGAAUGACGAUCUCUCCAAGCUACCAUUUAUGACCAGUGUCUACACAGCAGUGUUUGGUAUCCCUGGCUGCAGAGUGACUCGCUGCGGAUACACAGGGGAAGAUGGUGUGGAGAUCUCUGUGCCAGCUCAGCGGGCAGUGGAGUUGGCUGACAAGCUGCUGCAGAACAGUGAUGUGAAGUUGGCUGGCCUGGCAGCACGGGACAGUUUGCGCCUAGAGGCUGGCUUAUGCCUGUAUGGCAAUGACAUUGAUGAGACCACCUCUCCAGUGGAAGCCAGCUUGGUGUGGACUCUUGGUAAACGGCGCAGAACAGCAAUGGACUUCCCAGGAGCCUCGAUAAUUGUCCCUCAGAUUAAAGGAAAAGUGAAACAGAAGCGAGUUGGUCUGACCUCAACAGGACCUCCUGUCCGGCAGCAUGCACCUAUCCUGAACCAAGAGGGGCGCAUUAUUGGGGAAGUGACCAGCGGUUGCCCUUCGCCCAGUUUGCGAGUGAAUGUGGCCAUGGGGUAUGUGGAACCAGAAUACGCGAAAGCUGGCACAGCUGUGCGUUUUGAAGUCAGAAAGAAGAUUGUGGAUGGUGUUACCACCAAAAUGCCAUUUGUGCCAACAAAGUAUUAUACCCUAAAGUGAACUGGUGAAAAGAACAUUGUAGAAGUGUAAUUUUUGCAAGUAUGUAAUGAGCUGUGUGUAUGUGACUGAGUGUUUGUACACUUUUUCCUUUCCUAUCUGAAUGAACAUGUGUGGGUUUGUUUUCCUUGUGCUAGUGCAUGUCUGUGCCCAUAUUCAGUUAUCUGUGACAAAAUACACAAAGCAGUUAAAGAACAACCCAUAUGAAGGGCAGAUGUUGAGAGUCCCACUACUGAAGCAAUAAAAUGAAUUAGCUUUGUAGCUGGCAUAAGAAGGCCACAUCCCACUUCAUUUCAAGUCUCAGGUCCUUUCUUUACUCAGGGUGUCUCGCACAAGUGCCAAAAUCCUUUUCACAAAGAAAGAAGCCAUUUCUAUCUGUUUAAAGGGGGAAAUUUACAUCUACCCUGUGACAUCUUCAUCCAUCCUGCUUUUGCAAUGGUGCAUUCAUUCAUUCAUCUAUGGUUCUAGCAGAAUCACCAAUCAAACUGGUGUUUAAAUCAUAAGCUCAGCUAGGAACCAGUUUAACUGAUUUUUUUUUUUUUGUAACUCAAAUUUUUUAUUUGAAGAAUUGUCAUGUGAUAUACAUAAUACAUAUAAAACAUUGCUCAUCUGAGUAUCUUGGCAGUUGAUUCGUUGGAAUUUACUUUUGAUACAUAGAUGAGUGUAACAUGGUUUCAACAGUUGUAGAACAAAUAAAACAGUGCAUAAUCUGGUGCAGGUCUUGUUACCUUGUGCGUUUUGUGGUUCUGCAACCCCUAUCUUUGUUAAGUUUUGGUUUUCAGCUUCCAUCAUAUGUGUUGUUUGUGCUUAUAUGAAUUUCCGAGCUUUCCUGUGGGUUUGAUGCAAAGUAGGCUUCCCAUGGUGACCAUAUGUUAGCGUUUAAUUGCACAUUAUUGGUUAUAGAGGCAGUCAUAGUUUCAAAUCGUUUA
Xenopus tropicalis (tropical clawed frog) is the source of this 2202-nucleotide messenger RNA. It is a transcript of the gene amt, whose product is annotated as aminomethyltransferase. The record is from RefSeq and is a predicted model, not a curated record. Gene Ontology annotation, cellular component: glycine cleavage complex; mitochondrion. Bases 62 to 1276 code for a protein of 404 amino acids. NCBI's taxonomy places the organism in Eukaryota, Metazoa, Chordata, Amphibia, Anura, Pipidae. Gene Ontology annotation, molecular function: aminomethyltransferase activity. Gene Ontology annotation, biological process: glycine catabolic process. The transcript is spliced from 9 exons.